Messenger RNA from Branchiostoma floridae (Florida lancelet), 2414 nucleotides. RefSeq lists its product as uncharacterized. NCBI's taxonomy places the organism in Eukaryota, Metazoa, Chordata, Leptocardii, Amphioxiformes, Branchiostomatidae. The coding region runs from base 393 to 1517 and encodes 374 amino acids. The record is from RefSeq and is a predicted model, not a curated record. Gene Ontology annotation, biological process: signal transduction. The transcript is spliced from 9 exons. Gene Ontology annotation, molecular function: protein binding.
UUAAUGUUUUAGUAGUGCAAAGCAAUUUGAGACGGAAGCCAAACAUAGUGAGCCCUGAGCGCUGCUAGCUGGCUUAUACACACAUGACCUGUCUACAUACCUGUGCGCCCACGUAACCCGUAACCGGUAAGGGAUCUCUUUGUUUAGCAACGACGUCUGGCCCGGAGCAACGGUGGGAAAAACGGUCGUGCAGCAAACUCGUAUGCGAACAUCGCAGCCUGUACAGGCGGUAGUGUGAGACUGAGAAAGUAGUAACCUAACGUGCUCUAGUCUAUUGAACUGGAAUUAAGUCGAUCUUGGUUGAGAUUUAAAAACCAACGGCUUAUUCAGACCUCGCCAGGGUCACCCAGCACGCUAGAACCAACAGGAAUGCAACCAGGGUGUGAAACAAGAUGACGACACGUCUUCUACACAACGCUGCUAGUCUCUCGGUGUUUCUUACGGUCCUCCUGUCGGUGUGCCAAGCACAAUGUCCGGAAGGCCAGUACCAGCCCCCCGGCAAGGACUGGUGCUGCAACAGCAUAUGUCCCGCAGGAACACGAAUCCAACAGGACUGCCCGAGGGACAGCCCAGACUCGGUGACGUGCGAGCCCUGUGGCCCUGAGUACCCGGACCGGGACUCCUGCAGCUCCGGCGGCGCCCUGGAGCAGCCGUACCCCACACCCUCCGCACAGAUGGGCGACAAUACUACAGCAAGUCCCAGAGAUGGAGAGGCAGAUUCUACCCCGAAGGUCCCACUGUGGAUCAUACUCGUAGCAGUGUUUGGGAGUUUCGUCACUAUGAUCCUUCUGGUAUUAGGUCCGGGACUCCUGAUUCUUUGGAUUUACAGGAAGAGGCAUCCUCCACAACAGAACCAGAAUGGGGCUGGUCCACAAAAUGCAGAGAGGCAGACCUUCCUGUACAGGAGCGCAGAUGGAGCCGUGAGGAUCAACCGGCCAAGACCGGCACAGCCUGGUGAGGUGGAGAUCGAGAUGGAGAGACUCAACCAUACAGAAACUGAGAACCACACAUCGGCUAGAGAGGCUGCCAAAGAUCACCGGAGGCUUCCCGACGACGGCAUCAGUACCGGAGCAGACGACAGCACCAGUGAGACCCUGUCACACCUGUCGCAGGAGAGCGGAGAGGUACAAACCUCGAGCGAUCUGGACGGGACAGACUCCAGAAGGAAGCUUAGAAGAGCGUUACCAAGAGAUGCCAACGAGGUCCCAGUUAACGAAGAGACUACAGAGUACAUUGUGAGUAACCUAGGCAACAGGUAUCUCCGGCUCGCCAGAUGCCUUCCAGCAACUAGUGGGAACAUCUUCUCAGUCACAGACAUCGCUGAACUCAGACACAUAUACACAUUACACGGCCCAGCAGAUGCCAUUAGGGAAACAAUAGACGUCUGGCAGAGGAAGAAUGGGGAACAAGCCACACUGGAGGGGCUGCUGAUCGGUCUCUACACAUGCGAGAUGAACGGGAUUGUGGAGCACCUGUGCCAACUGAACAACGUUCGCCUUCCUGAUUGGUUCAGUUGAUCCAACACGAGCCCUGGUAGAUUCAAGGCCAAGAAGAGAAAACUACUCAUAUUUUGUAAUACAAAGAUGAAUGUGUAUUUGUGUGUCAAGGACAAAGAAAAAAGUCAAUACAUUUGUAUCAACCGGCAUAUAAAAGCAGAUACAUGUAUUUGGAAAACUGCUUUUUGGCAUAUCUUAUUACCUGGAUGUCCAAUCUUCAUCAACGUACAUGUAGUUUGGAUUUUACCCCACACCAGAAAGUGUUUCCAACAUGAGAAAUAUGAAAGGAUGCAUAUAGAGCACAAGUUGUAGCAGUUUUGCCACAAUACUCAAGAAGUGUUAAUAUGCUUCCAGUUUGUAUGCUUUCUGUGAGUUUAUAUGCUUGAACAUAACAGCCUAAAGCAUGUUUUUGUACUAGAGUGGAUCUGUUGAAGAACCUUGAGAGGACAGCAAGUAUUAUGCAACACAAAAAUAACAUGCCAUGCUAGAAAAGUGUUUUUGCUUCAUGUGCCAAACAGUAAUACUUGGUUGAGAAAUUGUCUUACUAAUAACUGUGUAUGCUACUUUAACAGAUUAUAUUGAAUAGUUGCAUACAAUGACUUUUACCCUAUUGCUUUACAAUGAGUGGCAUACACAACUUUUGUUGUUUUGAGUUGUAAUGUUUUGCGGUAUAUUUGUUUUCUGCAUUGAGCUUUGCUAACUUACUACUUGUUGAAAAAUAAUGUUUGCAGUUGAGUAGCUGCAUAAUUACUGUACAUUAAUGGCCCUAUGUCAUACAAACUUAUGUCUUCACCUUGUUUAAGCUUAAUAUUAGAUACAGUUAUGCUUAAUAUACAUCGUGUAAUGAAAAGAUUACACAACGUACGCUCAAAGCAAGUAUAUAAGAGAACAAUAUUAUAUUGUGAGGGGUAAGCCACG